Molecule: messenger RNA, 1245 nt
Organism: Fusarium subglutinans
Lineage: Eukaryota; Fungi; Ascomycota; Sordariomycetes; Hypocreales; Nectriaceae
Product: endothiapepsin precursor
Exons: 1
Coding region: 1-1245 (414 amino acids)
Biological process (GO): proteolysis
Molecular function (GO): aspartic-type endopeptidase activity
Source: RefSeq, a predicted model, not a curated record
AUGAAGUUCUCUUCAGUACUCACGAGCGGGCUCGCAUCUUUCACACUGGUCGCUGGCCUUCCGACUGUUACAUCGCCGAGUGAACAUUCUGUUCAACAAGUCCGAAAUUCAGUAUAUAAACGAAACGGAAUUGCAGCUCUCGCCAAGAUAUAUCGAAAAUAUCACCUCGAUCUUCCGGAACACCUCGAAAGUUUAGUACUUGCUCGUCGAGAUAGUACCGGCACCGCCACCAAUAAACCUAUCGAGAAUAAUGCCGAGUGGUUGACGCCAGUUCAAAUCGGAAAUCCUCCAAGGACAUUCCAGAUGGAUCUCGAUACAGGAUCAUCGGAUCUUUGGGUAUAUGGUUCAAAAGUAGCCACUGCAGGCGGUAGCAGCAACCGAUACAAUGCCACCGAAUCGAAGUCUUGCGAGGAGAUGGCCGGUGCAAAGUGGACAAUCGAGUACGGUGAUGGAAGUGGCGCUUCGGGCCAUGUUGUGAAAGAUACGGUCUCCAUCGGCGGCCUGCCAGUGGAGGCUCAGGCGGUACAAGUCGCUGACAAAGUACAUGAGUCUUUUGCGCAGCAGCAAGACUUGGACGGCCUUUUAGGACUGGGCUUCAGCUCUAUCAACACGGUUACACCGAAGAAACAAAAGACAUUCUUCGACAAUGCGAAAACAGAGCAUAGCACUGGGGUCUUUACCGCAGAUUUGAAACAUGAUGCACCAGGUACAUAUACUUUUGGCGUCAUCAACGAGACGGCGUAUGAGGGGGAUAUUACGUAUACGACUGUUGAUUCAUCGACGGGAAUGUGGACAUUCACAUCAACGGGAUAUGCCGUUGGGAAGAGCAAUGUCACCAAGACGCCCAUCACCGCCAUCGCCGACACCGGGACAUCGCUCAUGUUCCUCCCUGAAGCAGUCAACAAGGCGUACUAUUCUCAGAUCGACGGUGCCAAAAUCGACGCAACAGCGGCAGGCUACGUUUUCCCGUGCGACACGAAAAUGCCCGACUUUACGUUCUACGUGGGGGAGACGGGUAUCACGGUCCCGGGUUCUUACAUGAAUUUCGCACCAGUCGAGGGGCCUGUCCCGGGGGAGAAGGAGAGGAGGAAGAGAGAGGUUGGGACAUGUUACGGUGGAUUGCAGUCGAGUGCGGGCGAUAUCAAUAUCUUUGGUGAUAUCGCGUUGAAGGCGGCUUUUGUAGUGUUUGAUGCGGAGAAGACGAGGAUUGGGUUUGCGAAGAAGACUUUGUCUGGAGUUGAGUAG